AUGCCGCUGCAAGCCUUCUCAACUACCGCGAGGGUGCGGCAGCGACCCAAGCUGCCUUCGUUGGAUGCGCCACUCUCGGCUAGAGAGGCCCACGCUGCUCACUUUGAAACUUGCAGCAGCUUGCUAACGGCUCGCCGCGGCGUGCGUGAGCCUCGCGAGCCUCGCGAGCCUCGCGAGCCUCGUGAGACCGGGCGCGAGACGAGGUCUGAGAGGCUGCGGGAUGCCCCGGCGGAUGCUGACUCCGGAGUCCUAGAAUCCGGGUAUCCGGCCUUGCCUCCAGCCCUGGGGGCUGCCUUGGGCGAUCCGGUCUCGCUCCUGGCUUUGGAGGACUGGCACAAGACGCACUCGGGCCUCCCGGAGGAGCAGCAGGGCUUCGAGUCCAAGCUGCUGGCGUGUGAGGCUCGCUUCCGCAAGAUAGAGCGCCUCUCUGCGCGGCUCACCUUGCCCAACAGCGUGGUCACAGCCGUUGCUGCAGACCUGCUGCGGGACGUGGUGGACACGCUGCCGGGCCCGAUCCGGAAGGUGGCCACCAGCAUUUUGCGGCAGAUCGAGGCGUCCAUCUACAGCGACGAGCCCACGAGCCCGGCGGAGAGGGCCCAGCUGGCCGAGGUGCUCGGAAGCUACAAGGGCCGGGAGGGCCAUGACCUCGGUGAGCGCCAGCCCUGGUUCGCCGUCGUGCGCAGGCAGCAGGUGACCUUGGAGCGCAUGGAGGAGCAUGUUGCCGAGAUGCAGGAGGUGGUGGACCUCCACCUGGCAAGGCGGAAGAGUGUCCUUGACUUCAUUGUGCGAUUGCAGGGUCAGGAACGGCUCAUCCUCCAGCAGUGGCUCUUCAACUUCUGGGUCUUCACGUAUCGCGAGCGGAAGGCCCGCAUGGAGAAGAUGUCCACCUCCGUGCUGGCGGUGCCGGAUGACUUGGUCACGCCUUUCCUAAGCUGGCGGCUCUACGUCUCGCAGCAGCGCCUGGUGCGGGCGCGCGCGAAGUGCGCGGAAGUGGACAAGGAGGCGUCGCAGCUGGCGAACAAGAUCACCGAGGUCGAGGUCGAAAACCAAGAGCAGCAGCGGCUGCUUGAGGAGAGCCUUGCGGCCGGCGCUGAGCUGAAGGAGAAGUGCAUGGUGGAGCAGCAGGAACUCUCCCGACUCAAGCAGGUCUGGUCGGACACGCAGCCGGAGCUGCUGCUCAAGGUCCUGGCCCAGACCUUGGAGGUCUUCUUCGGCUUGGUGGUGCGACAAGCGGGCCUCAAAAAUCUGGAGGUUCGCCAUCGCCUGGCUGGAAAGGACAUCAGGCCUCUGCUCGAGGACGACGACUCGACGGUCCCAGACACCGAAGCGAUCCUCAUCAGGUGGAUCAACGUGAGUCUCCAAAAGGCGCGACGACAGUGCGAGGAAUGGUCCGAAGACCUCGUGAAUGUCGAGAACCAAGACGCAGUCAUCAUGAUCGCGCAGCAGGAGGAGAUCGAUAAUCUUGAGUACGACUUGUCGGACGGCGUUGCUCUUACAGCGCUGUAUGCGAUGAUCAAGGCAGAGCGCGACCAGAAGAAGUUCUCGGAAAAGGACUUGAUUGCCUUGUGCGAGACCGACAAAGAACUGCGAACCAUCCAGCUCUGCCACUGCUUGUUGGAGCUGGCGCCAACAGAAAGGGCGAAGUGCUUGCUGGUUCCCCACGAGAUCAUGCAAGGCUCCUCGGACAAGCUCCAGACCUUCUUGUCUGCGAUCUUCGUGGAUUGCCCGAUGCUCCAGGAUGCGCGUGCCUCUGGUAGUGCCGCUGAGGCACUGUACGAGAAGCUCUGCAAGGUCUUGGACUACAUGGAGGCGUCUGCAGGGCGUGCUGGCUAUGAGCCCAUGGAGGAUCCGACGCCCCUGCUCCAUGGCGGUGAGGAGACCCAGGCCCUGGCCACAAUCUCCGUGGAGCAGAUCCUCUUGAGGUGGAUCAAUGCGCAGCUGAGUAUGGACAACCCUCAGCACAGGCCCGUGGAGAACUUCGGAUCGGAUUUGCAGGACGGCGUGGCCUUAUCCAAGCUUCUCACCGUCAUUGCGCCAGAGGCAUGCCCGGUUCUCUUCUCGGAGAGUCGGGAGGAGCGCCUGGACCAGGUCAUCGCCGCGGCCGCGCGGUGCGGGGAUGGCACCGAGGUCUUGACGGUGAAUGCGGUGGUAGAGGGACAGUCGGACAUGCUCGCCUGCUUCUUGGCCGCCCUGCUGCUGGUCCGCCCCAACCUCGCAGCACAGCCCGACUCCCUCCUGGCGAUGCACCUGCAGUUGCUGGAGCAGGUGUGUGGGGAAGGCUUUGGGGCCCUGGCUGCCGACAACCCCUCCGAGACCAUGAAGUUCUGCUUGGAGCUUGACUCCUGCUGGAACGAGUUUCGGCUCGCGGCGCAGGCUGUGCAGGAAGCCUCCAAGACCAUGUCGGGCAUCCUGGAGCGCGUGCACGCCUUCUUAGGUGAGACCUUGUCGCACCGGGCCCGCGGCCAGCCCAAGACCAUGCUGGAUGCCAAAGAGCUCAGGGAGUUCCACCUCUACACCUCCGUGAACGCCGACCGGCUCUCGCAGACGCUCGGGAAGGAGGCCGGGAAGGAGACGGAGAAGCUCGAGCCGGCUGUGCUCGCCAAGCUCGAAGAGCAGCUGCGGCGGCACUUCCGGCUCCUCCGGGACAUCUACAAGCACUACAGCAGCUCGAGCCCCUCGGGGGCCCACGGCGUGGCCUUGGAGGGGCUGCUCAAGCUCUUCCAGGAGUGCAAGCUCCGGUCCAAGGAGCUCGCGCCCCACCACCUCGAGGUGAUCUUUAACGACCACUUGGAGGACAAGAGCAAGACCGGGGAGGACCGGCUACUGGCUUCGCACGAGUUUGUGGAGGUGCUGGUCCAGUGCGCCCACAAGAAGUUCCUGGGCGCCUGCAGCUCCCCUGACAACUUGGCCGAGCAGAUGCUGCUGCUCAUCGACCUCCACCUGCGGCCCAACGCCUGCAACGACGCGGAGAGCAUGUUCCAGAAGAUGGCCUACAGCCCCGACGUGCGCCACGUCCUCGACCAGCACUCGCGGGAGCUGAAGGAUGUCUUCCAGCUCUAUGCUACCCUGGACAUGUCGACGACCGACGCCAUGCAGCGGGCCAGCACCAUGAACAUCACCGAGUUCCAGAUGUUGCUGGAUGACACCGGAUUCUUGGACGAGGCGCUGACCGAGGUCGCUGUGCAGCAGAUCUUCCAAGGUAUCCAGCAAGAUGCAACAGCUGACGAUGAGGACAAUGGCGGGGAGAAUGAAGAUGGGGCUGGCCUGGAUGACGACGACGAGAUGUCUUUCUCAGAGUUCUUGGACGGUCUUGUGGCCGUGGCUGCAUACAAGUUCCCAGAUCCCUUCGUUCCACUCAGCUCACGCAUCAACACGUUCCUGCUGCAGCUUUUCGUUGCUUUGCGGAAGCACUGGAGCCGGAAGCGUGGAGCACCGCAAGUCGAUGCCAUGCUGAACGCCCUGCAGAAGAAGAUGAGGACCUUUCACUUGCGGGGGCGACGAUACCAGGUUCUUCCGCAAGGCCCGUUGAAAAACCUCACAGACCAAGACUCGCCCGAGGCUCGGCGCGAGCUCAUGCGAGCUGUGCGAACGCCUGCUUCCAUCCGGCUACGACCAGAUCCCGUGGACUGCGGUGAGGAUGGCAUCGUUGCAGUGAAUCUGGCGCGCCCCUUCGAUCUAGCCAGCUCUGGGCGAACAGUGCUGCGUGCGAGGCAGCGGGCUUCGUUCCAGGCUGCGGUAUUCAGGGUGCUCAGCGAUCGGGGCCAGACAGAACUUCGAGCACAGGUCACUCAUUUCAUCGGCGGACCAUGCGAGGAGGAGAAGGUGGCUUGCUGCGUUGUCGCCUCUUCGUCCGGCUAUAGCAUCGUGCAGGAUGACGCCUGCCUACUUGCUGGGCUGUCGGUGGCCGAGGAGCUUGCAUCGUCUGGGACCGGCGCGGCUGCAGAAGGUGCCGCAGCGGCCCUACGUCUGUCUGCCAUUGAUGUGGCUGGAGCUGGAAUAUCCUCGAUUUCGACCCUCGACGCGGAGGACAGAAAAGAGGAGGUACCCUCCGGAGACACAAAACGUCGGCGCAUUGAGCUCGAGGCUGACGCAAGCCCAGACUCGAAUGCUGCACACGAUUCGUCUGUGCGGGUUUUCGUCUACUGGGGCUACGCUGGCUGGAGCCGUUGUCAGCUAAUGGGCGAGAUCGCUCGAGGCAGUUGGGGCUUGUGCAAAGCCAACACCCAGGACGUCGUAUCCAAAAGCCCUGACGAGGUCUGGCACGAGGUCUAUCCUCGAUUGGUCUUCGCUCCCAGAAGUGAAAUGAGCGAAUCUUAUGGAGGAGAAUCGCCAGAAGAGGAGGAACGGCGCCAACAGCUGCGCCGCAUGGCCAUCAUCCACGACCUCCUUACCGGCCGGCAAGCAGCAUCUCGCGAAGAGGAGGAAGAAGCUACGAAUGACGCGGAGGAGGAGGAGACUCAAGGUGGAGCUCAAGAACGCGCUGCCCUUGCGGAAGAGCUCGAGGCAGCGGACGCUUCGGAGUCUGAGGAGGAGGCCGAGGAAAGUGCGCCAAUCGUAACCGACGAAGACGUGAGCGGGGAGGAAUGCGAGGGCCCAGCGCAGCCAGUUCCGCGGGCUGUUGCAGUGCAGGAAUGA
Messenger RNA from Symbiodinium natans, 4635 nucleotides. Lineage: Eukaryota; Dinophyceae; Suessiales; Symbiodiniaceae. The record is from the annotation of a GenBank genome assembly.